CCUAACGAUGACCUAUUCUCAGAGCAACCCUGCCGAGAACCAGACCGUCUCUAAGGAGUUCAUCCUGGUGGGGUUUUCCUACCUUAAGAAGAUGCAAAUUCUUCUGUUUCUGCUGCUUCUAGUCCUCUACCUGCUCAUCCUGAUGGGGAAUCUCCUGAUUAUCCUUCUGGUAAAGCUGAACCCCUCCCUCCACACUCCCAUGUAUUUCCUCCUGGUGAACCUGUCCUUCCUGGAAAUCAGCUACACCACCAGCGUGGUCCCUCAGCUGAUGGCUCACCUCCUGGUGGAGGAAAAGACCAUCUCCCUUGCAGGAUGCGCUGCCCAGCUGUUUCUCAUCACCACCAUGGGCCUUACAGAAUGCUGCAUCCUCGCAGCUAUGGCCUACGACCGCUAUGUGGCCAUUUGCCACCCCUUGCACUACACGACCAUCAUGAGCGGACGGGUGUGUGCGCUGCUCGCUGGGACUUCGUGGCUCAUCGGUGUCUCAAUGGAGGUAGCUCAGACCACAUGGAUCUUCAGCCUGCCCUUCUGUGGCUCCCACCUCAUCCACCACUUCCUCUGUGACAUCCCACCCGUGCUGAAGAUGGCCUGCGCCGACACAUCGAAAAACGAGAUCAUGGUCUUGACUGUGUCAGCGCUGUUCGUCAUAUGCCCAUUCUUGUUGAUAAUCCUGUCUUACAUCCUCAUUCUCUCCACCAUCCUGAGGCUUCCGUCAGCAGAGGGAAGGGGUAAAGCCUUCUCCACCUGUUCCUCUCACCUCAUGGUGGUGACUUUCUUCUACGGCACGGCCUUUUUCACCUACCUGGUGCCCAAAUCCACCUCCACUAAGGACAGGGAUCUAUGGAUUUCCCUCAUGAACACAAUUCUGAUACCAUUGUCAAACCCCUUAAUCUACACGCUGAGGAAUAAAGAAGUGAAGGGAGCCUUGAGAAAAAUAGUAGAGAAGCACAUCGGUUUAUAG
Pelodiscus sinensis (Chinese soft-shelled turtle) is the source of this 961-nucleotide messenger RNA. Its product is annotated as olfactory receptor 10A4-like. NCBI's taxonomy places the organism in Eukaryota, Metazoa, Chordata, Testudines, Trionychidae. Gene Ontology annotation, cellular component: membrane. The record is from RefSeq and is a predicted model, not a curated record. Gene Ontology annotation, molecular function: G protein-coupled receptor activity; olfactory receptor activity. Gene Ontology annotation, biological process: G protein-coupled receptor signaling pathway.